Messenger RNA from Phacochoerus africanus (Common warthog), 799 nucleotides. RefSeq names its product mitochondrial ribosomal protein L13 (gene MRPL13). The transcript is spliced from 7 exons. The record is from RefSeq and is a predicted model, not a curated record. Gene Ontology annotation, biological process: negative regulation of translation; translation. Lineage: Eukaryota; Metazoa; Chordata; Mammalia; Artiodactyla; Suidae. Bases 68 to 604 code for a protein of 178 amino acids. Gene Ontology annotation, molecular function: mRNA binding; structural constituent of ribosome. Gene Ontology annotation, cellular component: ribosome; mitochondrial large ribosomal subunit.
CGAGCCCGUGAUGCUGCGGGACACGUCUUGAAUCCUGGGAAAGGGAAGGUCCUGCUGCUGGGGGAACAUGUCGAGUUUCUCCAAGGCGCCCCAGCAAUGGGCCACGUUUGCUCGAGUUUGGUAUCUCCUAGAUGGGAAAAUGCAGCCCCCUGGCAAACUUGCUGCCAUAGCCUCAGUUAAACUUCAAGGAUUGCAUAAACCUGUGUAUCAUCAACUGAGUGACUGUGGAGAUCAUGUUGUCAUAAUGAACACAAGGCACAUUGCAUUUUCUGGAAACAAAUGGGAACAAAAAGUAUACUCCUCACAUACUGGCUACCCAGGUGGAUUCAGACAAGUAACAGCUGCUCAGCUUCACCAGAAGGAUCCAGUGGCGAUUGUAAAACUAGCUAUUUAUGGCAUGUUGCCAAAAAACCUUCACAGAAGAACUAUGAUGCAGAGGUUGCAUCUUUUCCCAGAUGAAGAUAUACCAGAAGAUAUCCUUAAGAAUUUAGUGGAAGAGCUUCCUCAACCACGAAAAGUGCCCCGACGUCUGGAUGAGUACACACAAGAAGAAAUAGAAGCUUUCCCAAGAGUUUGGUCUCCGCCUGAAGAUUAUCGGCUGUAGGAGAAAGAAAAUUUCAGAGAAAGUGCGAUAAUUGAAAUUUCUUCCUGAUGAGUUGCUCCAACCUGCAGGGCAGAACGAAACAGCUGCUGCCUUUUGACAAGAAGCCUGUUAUGGGUGCUGCAGGUUUGUGGGGAAGGGUCAGGAAAAGAGAUUCCUUCAAUAGGAAAUUGCAAUAAAAUACAUUAUUUUAUAGAA